This is a messenger RNA of Aegilops tauschii subsp. strangulata, 1244 nucleotides long. Lineage: Eukaryota; Viridiplantae; Streptophyta; Magnoliopsida; Poales; Poaceae. The record is from RefSeq and is a predicted model, not a curated record.
CCCAUCCCGCACUCGCGCCGCGCCCGUCUCCUCUCUCUCCCGACCGCGCCCGCCUCCCUGCCCCGCCGCCGUCGUCUCCUCCACCCGGCCAGCCGCCGCCGCACCUCCUCCACCCGACCAACCGCCGCCACUCGCGCCCGUCUCCUCCGGCCAGCCUCCGCCCGCAAAUCGUGCUAGCGAGACGAGCAGAGACCCCGCCUCCCCCCCGCCCCCCGCCUCCUCUCCUGCCGCCGCCACCUCCUCCCCGCGACCCCGCCUCCUCCCCUGCCGCUGCCGCCUCCUGGGCCUCGCCCUCCCCGGCUCCCCGUGACUCCCGCCUCCCCCCUGCCACCGCCUCCAGCCCAAUCCCCUCACAGGCGCCGCCCCGACCUCCUCUUUCCCUCAACUCCCCCAACGCCGCCACUUGUGCUUGGCAGAAGGAGUGGCUGCGGUGAUGGCAGAUGUGUGAGGAGGACGGGGAGGAGGCCGUGGUCAUGGCGGCGCGAUGGAUAUCGUGUUCGGGCGGCGCGGUUGGUCGAGGCGGAAGUGCCAGCGCGCGGGGUCGCAGUCGAGCUGGGCGUGAGGAGAGGGAGGAGAGGGAUGGGAAGAGUGGGAGGCGCAAGGACAGCGGCGCUCGCCAUCUCAUUCCCCAUCUCUUCUCGUUGCACGUCCCCCAGAUGGAGGCCCGGCUCAUUGGACAAGAUGCGAUGCCCCAUCUUCAGCUUGCAGGUCGAGGAGGACCAAUCCUAGACAGCCACGUGGCUGCAUUUCUCCCAAGCAAAGGAAACGGGAAGUUCCUUAAGAAAUUUGUUGGCCCUGUGAAUGUGUGGGUGGCAAGGAAGGAGGAUAAGCUCAAAGUGAAGGACGAGUACAUCAAUUAUAUGGAUAGGUCUGCCUAUAUGUUCCUGCUGUUUCCAUCCACUCUCCUCUUACUGAGAUGGUGGGUGUAUGGGUGCCUUCCAGCAUUGACAGUUCAGGUGUACCAGGCUUGGUUAUUAUUCCUCUACACAAGUUUUGCUUUGCAGGAGAAUGUGUUGCUUGUAAAUGGAAGAGAUAUCCGUCCUUGGUGGAUAUACCAUCACUAUUUAGCAAUGCUAAUGGCUCUUGUUAGCCUUACUUGGGAGAUAAAGGGAUAGCCUGAUUGCUCGAGUAAGCAGAGUGGGGUACAACUUUUCUUGCGUUGGGCAAUCAUGCAAGGAAUUGCAAUGCAUCUACAUAAUAGGUACCAGCGUCAAAGAUUACGCACCCAAAUUGCUCUGGGAAAG